GAGAAGAAGAAAAAAUGGAAUAUGAAACUUUAAAGAUAUUGGGACAUGUAAAUUCCAAUGCUACAGGAUUUCAAUUACUCUCUUCAACUACGAUAUCCACUACUUGUAACCAUGUGUCUGUAAUUGAUGGCCACACUGAAUGUGUUACAAUAAAAUUUAAAAACAAACCUCCACCUACACCAGAACAAGUCACUGAAGUAUUAGAUUCUUAUAUUUCUGAGGCACAAAAAAUAGGUUGUUAUUCUUCACCAGAGAAAGCUAUCAUUGUGGACAGUAGUGAUGAUCGCCCACAACCAAGAUUAGAUAGAGAUAAUGGUAAUGGGUAUAGUAUUACUGUGGGUAGAGUUAGGAAAUGUAAUGUGUUGGAUAUUAAAUUCACGCUACUGGUACAUAAUACAAUUUUAGGUGCUGCAGGAAGUGGUAUUUUAAAUGCAGAAAUUGCUAUUGCUAUGG
Molecule: messenger RNA, 453 nt
Organism: Entrophospora candida
Lineage: Eukaryota; Fungi; Glomeromycota; Glomeromycetes; Entrophosporales; Entrophosporaceae
Source: the annotation of a GenBank genome assembly